Molecule: messenger RNA, 981 nt
Organism: Lachancea thermotolerans CBS 6340
Lineage: Eukaryota; Fungi; Ascomycota; Saccharomycetes; Saccharomycetales; Saccharomycetaceae
Gene: MCT1
Product: [acyl-carrier-protein] S-malonyltransferase
Exons: 1
Coding region: 1-981 (326 amino acids)
Biological process (GO): fatty acid biosynthetic process
Cellular component (GO): mitochondrion
Molecular function (GO): [acyl-carrier-protein] S-malonyltransferase activity
Source: RefSeq, a predicted model, not a curated record
AUGAAAGUGAUAACGUUUCCUGGCCAGGGAACGCCCGUCGCGCUGAAUGUGUUUAGAUCUUAUUUAGCUGAGGGAAGUAGCGCAUUUCGAGCCGUUUUUCGGGAUAGCGGACGUAUUGGGGUUACACGAACAAUUGAACAGCGGCCGGCAGAUCCCGUGUCGAUUGCAGCGUGUUCGUUCCUACUGUUUGAUUUGUAUCGGAGGAGCCGAAAGAACAACGCCGAAGAGCUCCUCUUUUUAGGUCACUCGCUGGGCGAGUUGGGAUGUCUAGGGGCCGGGAACAGACUUUUCGGACUUUCAGAAACGAUGAAAAUUGCAAGUUUGAGGAACAAGCUUAUGAUAAAUGCCGCAGGUGGGAACAAAUAUGAGCUUUGGGCAAUAUCGGCUCCCCGCUCGCAAAACCUAGAAUGCGAGCUACAGCCCUUGCUACGCGUCACCGACGUCAACCUCGCCAACGUCAACAGUCGAAUGCAGUGCGUAGUGACGGUUCCCCAGGGUUAUACAACGGAUAGUAAAGGGACACCACAGUGGGCUGCCGAGCUGGCUCUGCAGGUGCCGCGAUGUAGAAUUCAGAGGCUUGAAAACCCUUACCAUAUCCCAUUCCACAAUAAGAACAUCCUCCAGGGUAUAGAGGAACCAUUGCUCGACCAUAUGUGGCAAAAGCUCAAAAGCCAGGGCUUACACACAAAGCGUGAGUUGGAGCAUCCAAUCAUAUCCAACUUGAACGGGAAGCGCAUCACCGAUGUCGAUAAGGCGCUCGAAAGCUUUGCAAAGAGCAGCUGCAACGUAGUUAAUUUCGUGGCGUGUUGCGACACCCUAAAUUCGCUGGGCGUCAGCAAGGCAGUCCACAUAGGACCAGGCGAAGUUAUUGGCAAGCUAAUGCACCGGAAUUGUAAGCUCGAAAAGUCACAAGAAUGGAACACUGUCGAAGACAUUACGAAGGAACUUGGCGAUGUUCAGGAUUCUAACUCGUUGGAAUAA